CUUGGGGCACUCCAAUAUCAGUUUCCAGCAAACGCUAAACCAACACCGAAAUGAAGCAUUCCCUGGCCGUCUUGGGCCUUUUCCUGGCCCUCAACUUCGCCCUGCCCUCGGGGGCGAUGGGCAAGCUGUGCGAUGUCAGUGCCAUCUUCAAUACGGCCAAGGCCAUGUGCCAGCUAAAUCCAUUCAAGGACAACUGCGCAGAGAUCGAUCAGGGCGUGGAGAGCUUCUCGCAGCUGGUGCUGGCUCGCCAGUCCCAACUCUGCAAGAUCCCCGGUCCCAUUUGGCUGCUGUGCAAGUACUGCGAGGCCACGGAGCCAGAGUCGUCCCAGCAGGCAGAUGCAACAAAUGGCACGGCAGCGGCUGGCAAUGGAACCGCUGCGGCAGGCGCCAGUCGCUCGCUGCCAAUCGCCAUUCCACCCAUAAUUCCCGGCCUUUAAUAAUGCUUUUAUUCAGUUUAUUCUGCGUCUAUUUCACGUUCUUUUUGGCAUGUCAAUU
Drosophila subobscura is the source of this 495-nucleotide messenger RNA. RefSeq lists its product as uncharacterized. The record is from RefSeq and is a predicted model, not a curated record. The coding region runs from base 51 to 437 and encodes 128 amino acids. The transcript is spliced from 3 exons. NCBI's taxonomy places the organism in Eukaryota, Metazoa, Arthropoda, Insecta, Diptera, Drosophilidae.